Heterostelium album PN500 is the source of this 1434-nucleotide messenger RNA. RefSeq lists its product as uncharacterized. Bases 1 to 1434 code for a protein of 477 amino acids. Gene Ontology annotation, molecular function: hydrolase activity, acting on ester bonds. The record is from RefSeq and is a predicted model, not a curated record. The transcript is spliced from 2 exons. Lineage: Eukaryota; Evosea; Eumycetozoa; Acytosteliales; Acytosteliaceae.
AUGAGUUCAACAUCUACAACUUCAACUGGUGGUGGUGGUGGUGAUUGCUGUGGUGUCGGUAGUGGUAGUGGUGGUGGUGGUAAGCAAAGACAACAACAACAACCAAAAAAACAACAACAACAACAACAACAAGAAAAGAAACCACAAUCAAAAGGAAAUAAAUCAGAGGUAUCAAAAUAUAAGUUUACAACACCAAAGGUUGUAGAUAUGCCUGUCGAUGCUAAAUAUGUCGAUACUCAUGUGCAUGUCGAUCAGAUCAUGAUGCGUAUGAAUAUGACAUUGGAUCAAUUCCCUAUGUUCGCAGCUGCCAACUUCCCACCGCAAUUCGAGCGUCUCGUCCAGGUCUGUUGUGACCCGGUGUCGCUCGAGUACACCGAUAUGCUCAUUUCAUUCGACCAGAUCUUUGCUGCGUACGGUGUGCACCCACACAACGCAUCGGAGUACAACGACGACAUCGAAGCGAAGCUGAUACAGCGUAUGGCCAGUCCAAAGGUGGUGGCCUGGGGAGAGUGCGGUCUCGACUACUUCUAUAACAAGUCGGCCCGACCAGCGCAACUCAGUGCAUUCACCCGUCAGCUGCAAGCGGCAGUCAAGUGCAACAAACCGGUGGUCGUUCACUCACGUGAAGCCGAAGAAGACACACUCCGACUACUCAAGGAGAACCUCCCGAAAGACUGGAAGAUUCACAUCCAUUGUUUCACAUCGAACAUUGAAUUCGCACUGGCACUACUCGAACACUUCCCUAACCUCUACAUCGGAUUCACCGGGUGCAUCACAUUCAACAACUCUGAAUCAAUAAGAGACUCUGUCUCUGUCGUUCCCAUCGACAGAAUCCUCUUGGAAACCGAUGGACCCUACAUGACACCAAUGCCAUUCCGUGGUCAAAUAGCAAACUCUGGUCAUAUACCUCAAAUCGCCAAUGUAAUCGCCGGCAUAAAAGAACUUUCAUUAGAAGAAGUUUUAACUCAAUGUCAUUAUAAGAUGUUGGAUGUACCUGAAGAAGUUAUUUGGGGAUUGUUGGUUUGUGUCAUUAUUUAUUUGAUAAAGACAAUUUGGUUCCCUCCAGCACCACCACCUGUUGUUCGUCGUGCCAAGCCAGUCUAUGAGAAGCGUGACUACACAUUGGAGGAGUUGAAGCAGUUUGUCGGUGUCGAUGAGACCAACGCUGUGUUUGUUGCUAUCAAAGGAAAGAUCUACGAUGUUUCGAUGAAGCGUUCUGUCUAUGGUCCAGGUGGAUCGUACGAAUUGUUUGCUGGUCACGACGCUACCACCUGUCUGGCAAAGAGCAGUUUCGACAAAGUGAAUCUCAAUAAAAUGGAUACCUCAUCUCUCAACCAAGACGAAAUGGAUUCACUCAAUCACUGGGUUUCAUUCUUUGACGAACGUUAUGAAGUAGUUGGUAACGUCAAACCAGAACAAACAAAACAAGAUUAA